Pocillopora verrucosa is the source of this 862-nucleotide messenger RNA. RefSeq lists its product as uncharacterized. NCBI's taxonomy places the organism in Eukaryota, Metazoa, Cnidaria, Anthozoa, Scleractinia, Pocilloporidae. The record is from RefSeq and is a predicted model, not a curated record.
UGUCGAGUGGCGACGAUCAUCGUAUUUUCUGUGCAGAAUUAAGCUUGGAGUUUGGUAAAUGAAGAUGUUAAUGAAGCCUCCUUCCAUACUCGCCAUUACCGCGCUUCUCCUGUGGAUUGUUUGUAUAAGUCAAAGCGCUGACGAAGAAGAGUGGCUCCAUGACAAUAUUCAAGGGCUUUCAGAGAACGAUAGUUUUGGGCCCGUGGUCCAUCCUUGUUUCAACACCACUAAGAAUCAAACCGUCACCACUCCGGAAGGUCAAAAAAUCCUCUGUUUGGUACCUUCUGAGGAUGACCUGGUGAAGGACCUUGAAGCGUUGGGCGGGUUCAACAGGCGUUAUACGGCCGUCACCAAAGAACAAGUGGACAUGUACUUUGAGGAUCCUUUCAAAACUGACUCAAAGCCGAUCGAAUGGGAAAGUAAAUUCACUGGAAAACGCCGCCGUUCCAUACAUGAAAACGAAGAACGCUCCGCCAGCGAUGAAACGCUUGAACGAAAAAAAAGAAGUGUGAGCGUAGGUGUUCAGAAAUGCGAAAAGAAGGCCACUAGAACAUCUGAGAACUUCUAUCAACUCUGUGAUGAAUGUUGGUAUAUCACACAGCUGCCGCCGAAUAAGUUUCCUCGGUACAUCAACGAAAAAAUUUGUGGCACAACUGGCGCAUCCCUGAUGGAUAUCUGUGCCGGUAAUACAGGCUUUUGUAUCCAAAAAGAAAUUAUCCAAGAUCUCCUUAUCCAGACCAACCAGUAUGAAAAGAUUCCGUCACCUGAUCCUCAGUACAGCGUGGUCUACAAGCAAGUCUGGAAGCCAUUCAGUCAGAAAAUCAGAAGCUGCUGCCAGUGUCAGUCCUUUACGCCGUAGUCU